Molecule: messenger RNA, 716 nt
Organism: Mya arenaria
Lineage: Eukaryota; Metazoa; Mollusca; Bivalvia; Myida; Myidae
Exons: 3
Coding region: 8-685 (225 amino acids)
Source: RefSeq, a predicted model, not a curated record
UCACACAAUGAGGAAAGGAAGAUAUAUUUUAAGAGUUCUGGUGACCUUGAGCCUGGCCUUCAAGUAUUCAAGGUCAGAGGAUCCGUGUGCGGACCUGGACCCCGAUGGAUGCCGAGCCAACCCCCAUCUAUGUAGAGACCCUCUUCUCGCUGAAGUCACAUGUCCUGUCACGUGCCGUACCGGAUGCGCAUUAGUCCCUACCACCACCCUCACAGCCGUCCCCAUACACCCAGCAUCCGGUGUGGUAGGUGGUCACGUGAUGGGCCACAGCACAUUGGUUACCGACACUCUUGUUCACUUUAACGACUCCGGCGCCUGGAACCACGGACGAAUCACCGGCAUUCGGAUGCAGUGCGGCCAGUAUUUGCUUGCCAUGCUGAUCCAGUACAACGACGUGUGGGCUCCAAAACAUGGUUUCUGGACCGACAACUGUGCGACCAACACAUCCUGGACGCCCUUUUACUAUUUUGGAAAGGACGAGUGGAUACAACACGCAGAGUUGACAGGUUCGUGGUACACAUCCAGCGUCACCUUCACCACCAACAAGCGGCGUCUGGAGACAUGCGGGGUCCCUGAGGCGGGCGCUGAAUUCCGUGAGGGUGGCAGACUGGAGUAUGUGUUCGGUGUAUUCGGAUGCUACUUUGACAGCCUCCAGCUUCACUGGUCUUCUUAUGUGUCUUUAUAAACCAGUUAAUUUGUCCUGUGAAUCCACCAAA